Messenger RNA from Aptenodytes forsteri (emperor penguin), 1266 nucleotides. RefSeq names its product scavenger receptor cysteine-rich domain-containing group B protein-like. Gene Ontology annotation, cellular component: membrane. The record is from RefSeq and is a predicted model, not a curated record. Lineage: Eukaryota; Metazoa; Chordata; Aves; Sphenisciformes; Spheniscidae.
AUGAGACUUGUGAGCAGACCCAGCUGCUGUGUGGGGCAGCUCGAGGUGUUUUGGAAACAGCAGUGGGGAACCGUGUGUGAUGAUAGCUGGGAUCUGUCCGAUACCAUGGUCAUCUGCAGGCAGUUGGACUGUGGAGAAGCACUGUCAGCCCCUGGCUCGGCUCACUUUGGUCAAGGAACUGGUCAUAUCUGGCUGGAUGACAUGAACUGUACCGGUACAGAAGCUGACCUUUCUGCCUGCAGGACUAGACCCUGGGGAGAGCAUAAUUGCAAUCAUGGAGAAGACGCAGGUGUUGUGUGCUCAGAAAUUAAAAAAACAGUUAAGCUGCAAUUAGUGAAUGGUUCGAGUCGCUGUGCUGGGAGAGUAGAGGUGCUUCAUGGCCAGCAAUGGGGAACUGUCUGUGACAACAACUGGGAUAUAAUUGAUGCUGAAGUUGUAUGCCGGCAGCUGGGCUGAGGGACUGCUCUAUCUGCUCCUUCCUCAGCUUACUUUGGGGGAGGGCAUGAUGCCAUUUGGCUUGAUGAUGUGACCUGCAAAGGAACUGAAGCUGCCCUCUCCAAAUGCAGUGCGAAACCUUGGGGAAGGCAUGACUGGCGUGGAGAAGAUGCUAAUGUUAUGUGCUCAGAACCUGCCCCGCUUCGAUUAGUGGAUGGAUUGACCCACUGGUCUGGGAGAGUCGAGGUGGUUUAUGGCCAGUGCUGGGGAACUGUGUGUGAUGAUGACUGGGACUUGAUGGAGGCAGAAGUGGUGUGCAGGCAGCUGGGCUCUGGGAAGGCCUUGUCAGCUCCCCAUGGGGCUUACUUUGGGCAGGGAUCUGGUCCCAUUUGGCUUGAUGAUGUCAGGUGCACAGGGACAGAAGCUGCUCUCUCCCAGUGCAGAGCCACUUCUUGGGGAAGCCAUAACUGUGGGCAUGGAGGAGAUGCCGGCGUGGUUUGUACAGGUACCCAUCACUCAUUCCAGCUGAUGAACGGUACGAGGAACUGCUCUGGGGGAGUCGAGGUGUUUCAUGAGCGGCGGUCAGGGACAGUCUGUGAUGACAGCUGGGAUUUAACAGAUGCUCAAGUCUUGUGCAGGCAGCUGGGCUGUGGGACAGCGGUCUCAGCCCCCGGAUCUGCUAGGUUUGGACAAGGAACUGGCCAAAUUUGACUGGAUGGUGUGAACUGUGCAGGGGCUGAAACCAUCCUCACCGACUGCAGGGCCAGACCUUGGGGAGACCCCAACUGUAACCACAGAGAGGAUGCUGGUGUGGAGUGCUCAGGGAAGUAA